CAGCUCUAUUUGUCCACUACUCUCGCCACCAACUAAACUUAUCAUCUUCUUACUUCCUUCUCUGCCAUUGUCGUUGCUUUUAAAACCCUAUUGAACCUCUUCCUACGAGCUCUCCUACUAGUUAUUUCAACGGAAAAAAAUUUCAAAAAUCGAAUCCACCACUUCCUCCUCUUUUCUUUCUUAGUGUUUCGAUUCCCAAACUCCCAGGAGGAUGGAUCCGCCUAGUCUCGCUUUGAUCCUCCGAGCCGCCGCUCUCAGCCCCAAUCCAGAUGAAGGCAAAGCUACUGAGCAGCAACUCAAUCAGUUGCACAACACGCCACAGCAUUUGGUGAGGCUGUUGCAGAUAGCUGUUGAUGGGAACUGUGAUAUGGCAGUGCGUCAAAUCGCUUGUAUUCAAUUCAAGAACUUCAUUGCUAAGAACUGGCCACCUGGAGAUUCGGGUGCAGGAGAGCAGCAGCGGCAGCAGAAGAGGAUAUUGCAAAGCGACAAAGAAUUGGUGAGGGAUAACAUACUCGUCUAUGUCACUCAAGUUCCAGCCUUACUCAGUUAACUUUGUUCUGGGACUUAUCACUCUAGAGUCACAGAUUCAUAUAUGUAUCGUGCAUCUGUAUAUGUGUCUUUGUGGAAUCAACAAAUUUAUGGAGCUUUGUUUGUGUUGCGGAUACUCUCCAGAAAAUAUGAGUUCAAGUCAGGCGAAGAGAGAACACCUGUUACCCGCAUUGUGGUGGAGACGUUUCCUCUACUUUUGAAUAUUUUCAAUGGGCGUAUCCAGAUAGAAAAUCCAUCACUAGAGAUGGCAGAGCUCAUGAAGCUGAUAUGCAAAAUAUUUUAGUCAUCCAUAUAUCUGGAUAUCCCUAAGCAAUUAUAUGAUAUAAACUUAUUCAAUGCAUGGAUGGUUCUGUUCUCGAGUGUUUCGGAGCGUCCUCCUGUUCCAGUUGAAGGCCAGUCUAUGGAUCCGGAACUUAGAAAAUCUUGGGGCUGGUGGAAGGUCAAGAAGUGGACAGUGCAGAUUUUAAACAGGCUCUUCAGUCGGUUUGGUGACCCAAAACUUCAAACUCCCGAAUGCAAACCUUUUGCCCAGAUGUUUCAAAAGAGUUAUGCAGGCAGAAUUCUGGAAGGCUACCUAAAUCUUCUGAACACAAUUCGUGUUGGAGGCUAUCUUCCUGAUAGAGUUAUCAAUCUUCUCCUUAAGUGCUUAAGCAACAGCAUUUUGAUGAAAAACAUGUAUAAUUUGCUGCUGCCUGGGCUGGAUGUUCUGCUUUUUGAGAUUGUUUUCCCUCUAAUGUGCUUUAGUGACUCCGAUCAAAAACUUUGGGAGGAAGACUCACAUGAAUAUGUGAGGAAAGGUUACAAUAUUAUUGAAGACUUGUACAGUCCACAAACAGCGUCUAUGGAUUUUGUAAAUGAAUUGGUCCAAAAACGUGGGAAAGAGAACCUUCCGAAAUUUGUUCAGUUUGUUGUAGGGAUCUUCAGGAGUUAUAACGAAGCUCCUGCUGAACAUAAGCCUUAUCAUCGAAAAGAUGGCGCGAUGCUUGCUGUUGGAGCACUUUGUGAUAAACCGAAGCAAACGGAUCCCUAUAAAUCUGAGCUGGAGCAUAUGUUAGUGCAACAUAUUUUUCCUGAAUUCAAUAGUCCAGCUGGACAUCUUAAAGCGAAGGCCGCAUGGGUAGCUGGGCAAUGCCAUAUCAACUUCUCAGAUCAGAACAACUUUCGUAAAGCAUUUCACAGUGUGGUCUCGGGAAUGCGCAAUCCUGAUCUCCCUGUCCGUGUUGAUUCAGUUUUUGCAUUACGUUCAUUUGCCGAGGCGUGCGAGGAUUUGAAUGAGAUACGUCCAAUCCUCCCUCAUUUACUUGAUGAAUUUUUCAAACUCAUGAAUGAGGUAGAGAACGAAGACCUUGUUUUUACGUUAGAGACCAUUGUCGAUAAGUUCGGCGAGGAGAUGGCUCUUUAUGCUUUUGGAUUAUGCCAAAAGCUGGCGGCUGCAUUUUGGAGUGAAGCCAGUGAUGAUUUGGGAGCUUUAGCUGCAGUUGGUUGUUUGCGUGCCAUAAGUACAAUCCUUGAAUCUGUUAGCAGCCUCCCUCAGCUGUUUGUUGAAAUAAAACCAACGAUACUUCCAAUACUGCAGAAAAUGUUGACCAGUGAUGGCCAAGAUGUAUUUGAAGAAGUUUUGGAGAUUGCAUCAUACAUGACCUUUUAUUCACCUAACAUAUCCUUGGGCAUAUGGGGUCUCUGGCCAUUAAUCGUGGAAGUGUUGGGCGAUUGGGCAAUUGAUUACCUCCCAAAUAUUUUGGCUCCGAUGGACAAUUUUAUAUCAAGGAGAACUGCUCAUUUACUCCAAUAGAUUCAUGUAUGUGGUCUGUACUUGUUGUAUUCUGAACUGUAUGAGUAUAAAUUUUUGUACGUAUCAUGAAGGACAGACUCUUCCUUACUGUAUAACAAAAAUUGCGAGUUACUCAUGCCUUCUGGCACAAGAUUCAUUUAGCAUCAAAUAUAACUAUUCUUGCUACCCUA
Molecule: messenger RNA, 2511 nt
Organism: Raphanus sativus (radish)
Lineage: Eukaryota; Viridiplantae; Streptophyta; Magnoliopsida; Brassicales; Brassicaceae
Product: importin beta-like SAD2
Biological process (GO): protein import into nucleus
Cellular component (GO): nuclear envelope; cytosol
Molecular function (GO): small GTPase binding
Source: RefSeq, a predicted model, not a curated record